This is a messenger RNA of Aureobasidium subglaciale EXF-2481, 1613 nucleotides long. RefSeq lists its product as uncharacterized. The transcript is spliced from 2 exons. Lineage: Eukaryota; Fungi; Ascomycota; Dothideomycetes; Dothideales; Saccotheciaceae. The record is from RefSeq and is a predicted model, not a curated record. The coding region runs from base 181 to 1398 and encodes 405 amino acids.
UGCGACUGCUUGCCUCAGUACUUUGCUUGAUAGUGGAAGUCUAACAACGCCUUUCUAAUAGGAGAGGCUUUACUGGCAAUACGGUCUGCUCAGAGAAUUAAAUUGCUAUGAGGCAGGCAAUCACACAAUGACGUUAGCUUCGUGCUCCACAGAUGCAAUGCACAAUACCGACUUACUUACAUGCGCGUGCCUCUUGACAUAACUAGCAUGUGUGACUUGCAGUGUGGUGAAUGUUAUGCGGGGUCAAUUAGGCUGCCGCAUCCGUCGCGUCCAGGAAAGAGCAGCAAAGAAACAACAAUCCAGAUGGAGACGAUGGACAGACGGCAGACCCCGCUCGUCUCCUUCUUCGACCUCCCUCGUGAGCUUCGCGACAUCAUUUAUCAACACAUACCCGACAAUGCCGGCGCUUUCACGUAUGAUACAUACAUUGCACGAGAAUACCCGAAGUGGAAGCCAAACACCAUCGGAUACCGUAAAGAUGGACGCUUCUUUGAACAGAAGUACGGCAACUCCGGUGUCGCUUUUGGUGCCGGCCAAAAUUGUCGUGCUAUUCUUUUGACUUGUCGAACCAUCUACCGAGAAGCCUCACCAGUACUAUAUGCCGCUACUCCGCUGGGGCUGUGGCGACCGAUGCACGAUUAUGGUGGUGCGGUCGAGUACCCUCAUUUCAUCGCCAAAGUCUUCGAGGCACUACCGAUUUCUGCAGGCAAACAAAUUCAAACACUCCAACUGCAGGGGGAAUUCUGGCAGAAGAGUAUGCAAGCUCUUUUCAGCGCAGUAAAUGAACACCUUCCAGCCUUGAAGGUCCUGGAAAUUGGACUGGAUCCAUACUACGUCAGUGCAGAGCGACGUUACUGGUUUGACAAUCGAGCGAUAUUACGACAAGCAUGGCCGGCGAUUGCCACUCUAUGCUCUAUAGCCCAAAGACUGGACAUGAUCCAUAUCACCGCUGCCCCGCCCAAGGACUUUGUGCAGGUUGUGCACGAUAACCACGAGCGGGCACAGUUGGCCAACCAGCAACUUGAUGAUUUCAUCUGGUCCUAUCUGCAAUUGAGCGUACUCAAAGACGAACUCACUAUCUACGGUGGGAUCUUGCAUGGUGAUGCGAAACUUGGAAUGGAGUUUUAUAUGGAGAGACUUGUGGAAAGAAGAGAUUUGUUCGAGAUAUUCCAGAGAGACAUGCAGAUUGAGGAGUCGAGACGAUUAGUGCCGAAGUUCAAGAUCGAAGGUGAGAUGGGAUGGCUUGAGAAUAUCACUGGCAGGGUAAUGGUUGUCGAUCGGGAGAAGAUGAGGAUUACUACGAUGUCGGCUCCAGAUGCGAGUACGAAGUGGUGUAAGAUGGUUUAUGAGGCUCAUCCGAGAGGUGAAGUGGGUUCUCAAUUUUCGGCGUUACAGUAAGGCAUAUUUUUUGCACAAUCUAUCAACCAUCUUCCGGGGCGCGUUACUCCGGAAGAAGCUUUCUACAUCGCCAGGAUCGAGGUCCUUCACGUUGUCAGUCUAAUUUCUCUUGCAUGUCGAUCGGUCAACGCUCGUUCCUCCCACAACAUACAUGCUCAUCUAUACAAACUCUACGUCUCGGAUCCAGAUCUUGCGUCAAUCACAUCACCUCCUUC